AGCGUGCUGCGAGGCUCAUCAUGAAGCGGGCCCUGGCUCUGAUCGGCCUGGCCUUCCUGUCGGUGCUCCGGGCUGGGGGCGCUCAGCAGACGGUGGACGACACCUGCUCCGUGCAGAUUCUCGUCCCCGGCCUCAAAGGGGAUGCUGGAGAGAAGGGGGACAAAGGUGCACCAGGACGGCCUGGAAGAGUCGGCCCUACGGGAGAGAAAGGAGACGUGGGUGACAAAGGACAGAAAGGCGGUGUGGGGCGCCAUGGAAAGAUUGGUCCCAUUGGUUCUAAAGGUGAAAAAGGAGAUUCUGGUGACAUAGGACCCCCUGGCCCUAAUGGAGAACCAGGCAUCCCGUGUGAGUGCGGCCAGCUGAGGAAGGCCGUCGGGGAGACGGACAACCAGGUCGCCCAGAUCACAGCGGAGCUGAAGUUCAUCAAACACGCCGUCGCCGGCGUGCGCGAGACGGAGCAGAAGAUCUACCUGCUGGUGAAGGAGGAGAAGCGGUACGUGGACGCACAGCUGGCCUGCCAGGGCCGGGGCGGCACGCUGGGCAUGCCCAAGGACGAGGCCGCCAACGGGCUGCUGGCCGCCUACGUGGCGCAGGCCGGCCUGGCCCGCGUCUUCAUCGGCAUCAACGACCUGGAGCGGGAGGGCGCCUUCGUCUACGCGGACCGCUCGCCCAUGCAGACCUUCAGCAAGUGGCGCAGCGGAGAGCCCAACAACGCCUACGACGAGGAGGACUGCGUGGAACUGGUGGCCUCCGGGGGCUGGAACGACGUGGCCUGCCACCUCACCAUGCCCUUCCUCUGUGAGUUCGACAAGGAGAACGUGUAG
This is a messenger RNA of Eubalaena glacialis (North Atlantic right whale), 824 nucleotides long. RefSeq names its product collectin subfamily member 11 (gene COLEC11). The transcript is spliced from 6 exons. The coding region runs from base 21 to 824 and encodes 267 amino acids. The record is from RefSeq and is a predicted model, not a curated record. Lineage: Eukaryota; Metazoa; Chordata; Mammalia; Artiodactyla; Balaenidae.